This is a messenger RNA of Paraglomus occultum, 397 nucleotides long. The record is from the annotation of a GenBank genome assembly. NCBI's taxonomy places the organism in Eukaryota, Fungi, Glomeromycota, Glomeromycetes, Paraglomerales, Paraglomeraceae.
AUGGACGAUUACCGUCGUUACCGCCAGAAGCCUCAGCAAGAUCCCAACGCUGCUCGUAACGAACUUUUCGGUGGACCUCAGCGGCAACCAAACUAUCCGCCACCAGGUCAAUAUCCACCUCCCUCUCAAUACGGUGGGGCUCCACAGAAUCCUUAUGGUCAGAAUCCUUAUGGAGGCUAUGGGCAGAAUCCCUACGGAGGUGGAGGCUAUCCUCCACAGGGUGGAUAUUCUCCGUAUGGUCAGCAACGUACCGAGGAAGAAGAAGUUGACGAGAUAAAGACCCAGAUUCGACAGACGAAAUUAGACUCGCUGCAAUCUACUCACAACUCUUUGGCGGCAAUCCAGAGAGCGGAACAGUCUGCUCAAAUCACACUGAAUAAGCUUGGAGAACAAUCAC